Messenger RNA from Monopterus albus (swamp eel), 2621 nucleotides. RefSeq names its product FKBP prolyl isomerase 8 (gene fkbp8). Gene Ontology annotation, cellular component: mitochondrial envelope; endomembrane system; membrane. Gene Ontology annotation, molecular function: protein binding; protein folding chaperone; peptidyl-prolyl cis-trans isomerase activity. Gene Ontology annotation, biological process: protein folding; negative regulation of apoptotic process. The transcript has 9 exons. The record is from RefSeq and is a predicted model, not a curated record. Bases 271 to 1506 code for a protein of 411 amino acids. NCBI's taxonomy places the organism in Eukaryota, Metazoa, Chordata, Actinopteri, Synbranchiformes, Synbranchidae.
UUUACAGCUAACUAAUGCUAGUUUGCUGUUGUCAAGUGUCUCCGCUCAUGUCUGUUAGCAGUAGCAUGCUAGCCGCUCAAACCGAUAGCAUAAAGAUAACCGAAACUUCUGGCAGUAUGUGGCUAGCUUGGCAGCUUUUUUAAGGGCAAUAUACUUAUUGUUAGUUACCAGCACGUUGUAAUUGCAGUCAUGUUGCUAACUGUCUUAAGAUUUAGCUCAGCAUGACAGGCGUUUUUUUGUUUUAUUGUUUCUAAUUUUAUUAAAGCUGUAAUGUUCGCACGAGCAUUCUACAAAUUAAGAUACGAGGAGAAUAUGGACGCCUCUGAUGCCCAUGUCAGUAAGCCUUCUUCUAAAAAGAAUAGAGGAACCUCGCUGUUGGACAGCGGGGAGGACUUUGAGGUUUUAGAUGAAGAGGACAUUGACGACGACCCCCCUCCGUUGGAAGACGCAGGUGGUGGGAAAGGGAAAAACAGAAACGAGGCUGAAAAGAAAAGUUCAGAUACAGAUUCAGACCUUUCAUGUCAAGUUGACGAAUGGCUGGAUGUUUUAGGUAAUGAUCAGUUAAAGAAAAAAGUUGUGAAGGCAGGGAAAGGGCGAGACACUCGGCCACAGAAAGGACAGAAUGUCAAGAUUCACCUGAAAACAUACCUGAAGGAUGGGACACUUGUAGAGGAGCAGUCUGACUUGUCUUUCACUCUGGGAGAUGGGGAUGUUAUUCAGGCUCUGGAUCUCACAGUGCAGCUCAUGGAAAUGGAAGAAAAGGUUCUUAUCCAGACUGAUGCAAAGUAUGCGUUUGGAGCUCGGGGGAGUCUUGAACCUGUGGUUCCCCCUAAUGCUCCGCUGUCCUUAGAAGUGGAAUUGCUGGAAGCUACUGAUGCUCCAGACCUGGAGCUACUGUCCCCUGCAGAAAAGAUUGCUCUGGCCAGCCAUAAGAGAGAGAGGGGCAAUGUCCAUUAUCAGCGUGGGGACUACACCUUUGCUGUAAACUCAUAUAGCAUUGCCCUGCAGAUAACAGAGUCAAGUUCUAAAGUUGACAUCAGUGCAGAGGAGGAGAACGAGCUGAUGGAUGUGAAAGUGAAAUGUUUAAACAACAUGGCUGCUUCUCAGCUGAAACUGGACCAUUAUGAUGCAGCACUUAAAUCUUGUGUCUUGGCACUGGCACACCAGCCAGAUAACAUCAAAGCGCUUUUCCGCAUGGGCAAAGUGUUGGCCUUGCAAGGUGAAUACCCAGAAGCCAUUCAAACUUUGAAGAGGGCACUGAAGUUGGAACCAAGCAACAAGACUAUCCACACAGAGCUCUCCAAGCUGGUGAAGAAGCACUCAGAGCAGAGAGGAGCAGAGCAGGCCAUGUACAAGAAGAUGCUGGGUAAUCCCACUAGUAGCAGCAGCACACAGAAGCACCGGGCCAAGUCUUCAUGGGGUCUCAGCUGGAAGUGGUUGUUCGGUGCUACUGCAGUAGCCAUCGGUGGUGUAGCAUUAUCUGUUGUCAUAGCUGCUAGAAAUUGAACCAAUCCUGUAGUGAUGGCCUGACCGAGUCUCUGCAAUGUGAGAACCUAAACACAGAAGCACAUCUGGCAGUGCCUUCUGACCAUUGGUCAAUGGGGGUGGAAAUGUCAGUUGGUCAGUUGCCGCACUCUCCUUUCUCUGCUAUGUCUGAGAAGUAUUUGUGACAAAAAAAUUAAAUAUUAUCUGUGUAAAUGCAUUUCCAAUCUUAUAAAUGUGUAGAUUUAUGCUUUGCUGCCAUUGUUUUUGAUUUUGGAACUUGAUGUUGGAAAUAGAUUAUUUGAGCAUUGAAAAAUAAUUCACUCUUGCUUCAGACAGGAGCUAUUCAAAAAUAUUUUUCCCAUUAAAGAUAUGCGAUACGAUCCUGUGUUCUGCCAUAGAUUUAAAGCAUCAGAUUGUGCAGUUAAUUAAUGAUUAUAUUUGAGAGAGAAUGUGAUUUUACUUUGUUAUAGUAAUGUUUGAUGUCAACUGGUGCAGUGCAGAUGCUCUAUUAUUUGAGGCUCUAAAGAUAGCAAGAUGCUUCGUGUGUAUGCUAGCUCUCUCACCCUCUCUGAAGACUCCACUCAUACACUAACCAGAAAAAAACACCUGUAUAAUGCAAUGCAGUACAACAUUUCUGCUAGUUGUACUACCGUGCUUAAACUUUUCAGUUUCAAUUGACCCAGUUGUGAUGUAUAUUUAGGCUGAGGUUUGUGGUGAUGAUAUGUAGCCAGGUGUUUCAAAUUUCACCCAUCUCAUUAACAUACAGUGAUGAGCAAAAUUUCAAAAUAUCUCACAACAUCAUACAGUUAAAGUGGCAAAUGACAGCCUCUAAAAUUGCAAUUAUUACAUUUAAAAGAAGGGCAGAGAGUUGGUAGGAUUUCUCAGUGAUGUGACCGUAAAAUGCUGGAGGAAAGUGCAUUAUCCAGUUUCAGUCAGUUAUACCUCCAUUUUUGAUGAUUAAGACCAAAUGUUGAAGGAUGACCCCUUCAACUACACUUUUUCAUCUUUUGCUUGUGUAGUUUUAGGUGUUUGUUACAUUAUUUUUGUUCUUUGCUUUCUUACCUGUAAUAAACAUGACACCAGUGAAUCUGUGACUUCAGAGUACUUCUACAGAGCCAAACAAAGUGGUCAUUCAA